CAAUGGUGGAAUUCUCGUCCCUCUUCUGCUCAUGCUCAUGUUGAUGUGCCUGUCGCUGCUGCUGCUGCUGCUGCUGUGGAGGAUACUGUUGGCAGUUGGUUGCAUGACGCACAAAGGGAAAUCGUUCUCCUCUUGAAGAUUGAAAUUGUUGAUGGUGUUGUGGGUGCCCUGGAUGUGAAUGAUAAUGAGGAUGAAGAGGCAUCUGUGCGAUCAGGACGGGAGCAGGAGCAGGAGCACCAAAUGCAGAUCGAACCGAUGCGAUUGGCGACGAAUAGGGUUGCAUAUUUUGGCCUUGCUUCAUCGCAGCAGCGUUUCUGUGAAAAGUCGGGGGAUUAGAAGAGCAUUGAUGAAAGUUAGUAUAGUUGUUCAGCACGCUUCGGUGAAAUAUGCUUCCUACGCUAUGCUCGUCUUCUUGUCUGUCCUUGCGGCGCUUCUCCUUUCGGUAUUCGAUCAUUUCCGUCCGGUAGCGUUCCCGGUCGGCCUCUGCCCGUUCUUCGAGCUUUCGUUUCUCUGAGGCUGGCAGUGCCCUCCAACCCCUGCCGAUGAUCUUGCCGAGUUCUUCAAAGUUGAAUCUUUUCUUCUGUGGCUUUUCUGAGAUGGAUCCCAUCUGAUCGUCAUCAACGUGUCUGAGUUCCUCCUCCUCCCGUGCAAGACACCGCUUUCGUUCUUCUCGAAAGUAUAUAUUAUAUGCCGAGAGAGGGCGUUUUGGAGCCCCCUUGUUAGCUGCAUUCUUGCACUUGGUCCUGCCUCUGCGCUUGACUCUUUUGCUAGCCACCAGGUGGUCAUGUGGUUCCUGCUCCCGCUUAUGGUGUAGGUGCUGCUGCUCCCCUUGAUGUUCUUCGCUUUCAUCAAUUACCACGAUUGGAGAGUUUGUGGUUGACUUGGCGAUCACGUGCACAUUCGAGUUACUCUCCUCAAUCGUGCUUAUGUUCAUGUUCGUGUUCGCGUUCGCGUUCGUGUUCGCGUUCGUGUUGGUGUUGGUGUUGGUGUUGGUGUUGGUGUUCGUGUUCUUGUUCACGUUCUUGUUCACGUUCUUGUUCACGUUCGCGUUCGUUUCCUUCUCGUUGGGUACGGGAGAUUGCGCAAUGACCAUUGCAACAGGCGUUGCAUUGUCUUCGUUGAUAUUGUCUUCUUGGCUAUUGACUGUAUCCGUGUCAUCACCAUUGUGUUUAUAGCCUUGAAUUCCUUCUUCCAUGAGAAACUCGUCAAUAUCAAAUAACAGUUCUUCAUCCUCGUCUGUUCCUUCUAUGCUGGUUUGGCAAUCUCMUUUGUUAUUGUCUUGCCUUACCAGAGGAGGAAUCUUCCAAUGUGAUUGCGACUGAAAUUGCGAUUGAAAUUCAACAUGAGAUCGAAAGCGAGAGUUUUGCUCCGGGGAUACGACUCCAACUUGAGAGGGAGUGGCAGUGUUAUAGACGGAAUGGACCGGUUGUUGUUGAUAUUUAGUGUGUUGUUGAGGCGACGCAAUUAAAGAGUGCUCCUGAGGCCGUGGCUGAAAACAAUCUGAAGAGUUGUCCAUGGUGGAUGUAUGUUGAUGACUAGAUAUGGGCAAUAUCAUGUGUAAAAAUUGAUUUCCAGUAAAACGAAUGAAUGCAAGGUUUCGUAGAUAUAUUUAUGUAUGUUAGGCUUUCAGCAUGUGAAAGUGCACACACAAUAUGAAUGACCACAAAAUUUGCAGUAUCUAUGGCGUUGCUUUUUCUAUCCUGACUUUGCUGUGAAGGUUGCAGUGCGUACUGAGCUCCCGUGAAAAGCAAACGAGAAACAGUAAACAUGUGCACAACAGAUGAACCUGCCGAAUAUCUUGUGUGAAGCUGUAACAACUAUUUCACUUCGUGGGAGAUUUGCCGCCUUCGAAUAGAACAGUAUUUUCCGUUGCGUUUCACAAGUCCGUUCUUUUCGUUCCUUUCAAUGCGCAAAAACAUUCUUUAUUGGCAUAGAGAAGGUUUACGGUGUCAAGAGGUUCUUGUCAAUUUCAUGAGACGUUCAGUACAGCCUCUUGUUCUUCGUUGCCACAAGUGUCUAAACAAAAAUGAUACACAUAAAUUGAAUAAUUAGGCAAUUAUAAUUGGUAUCUAAAUAUUGAGUCGUGAUCCAGUUGACUUAUCAGUCUACAAGGCGAAAAUUCCUGAACGCGUGAUGGGAAGAGUUUUCACUUAUGUCUCGUAAUAACGAAGCACGUGCUUUAGAAUCAACAACGUGCUUCAGAAUCAACAAUUUGGACAAAAGAAUGAGAGCCAUGUGGAGAUACCAAUAAGAUUGUACGAAAAGAUCGUUCUCAAACCGUAUCGGUUAUUACAACGUACUUACUUCUUUCAUUCGAACGCGGUGAGCAACUCAAUAUUUUAUCAUGGAGCAGUAUCUUCCGGGAAAUACUGCUCAACGGUUGGAUUACACCAUCUAGAACGUACGUACACUUUUCUAGUAGAAGUAAAAUGGUUCUCCUGUUCUCCAAAGUAUCCGUUGUACGACAUCAGACAGGUGUUGUGUUUGAAGCUGACUGACUCUCAUCGCGCAACGUCAGCACCGAGCUGAUGCCAUUUCAUAAUUAUUUUUGACAGCUUCAAGCACAACUAGACAAGGCCUUUUCCAUGAGCUUCCAGGGACUGACUAAUGCUGACAGUCAUUCUCACUCCGUUUGUACAAGGUACAUAACAUACUAGUAUAUACCAAUUUAUAUGUAUGUACCUUUACAAUACUAUGAAACGUACAAAUGGUCAAAUGUUACAUGAUUCCGAAAAUACAGGUAAAAUGUUUCUGACAGGAUACAGGAUCGUUUGGUCGUUUGGUCACUAACUAACUGUCACCGUAAAAUAUGUAUAGUAUGUACGGUACGUACGAGGAGUGGUUAUUUUUGAGUAUGUACAAAUAUGUACUGAAUACUGAAUUAUGUACAGGUUCACCUAUAUACGUAGUUUAUUCCAACUUCGUGAUGCAAAACCCUGAAUCCAAAAACCACGAAAAUCAAAAUCGAAAGCCAAAACAUAACAUGGGUACGUACAUACAGAAGCAGGAACCAAAACAACUACAGGAACCGACAACGCAACCAUGCAAUCCCUCUCUACCGCAACACAAUCCUUCCCAAUCCCGAGACGAUUCGUGACCACCGCGGUAGUGGCACUGGCUGUUGACCCUUGGUGUCACGGUCCUUGUUCCGCGAUGGCGUUUUCUCGAGCUCAAUAUCGGGCCGCGAGCUGCCGCAGCUCCACCACCUUUGGUUCUUUGCGUUCGUUCAAGACGUGCCCGCCCCCUAGGUUCGACGGCUUCAGCGAGCGGCUGGUCGGGGGCUGGACCACAACGCCAUAUGCGAACGAUGAUUCAUUGGUAGAGGUCGAGGAGGUCAUGAGAAGCUGUGGCGGUGCCGUUCAGGGCAUCCGAGAACCGUCGAUCGGAAGCGGCGACAACGACAACGAAUCUGUCAGCAACAGCAACAGUAUCUAUCUCAACCGUGCCAACGACGGUUUUUGCUUUUUUGGAGACGGAUCGUAUUCUAUGGGGCCACUCGCUUUGGAAUCCGGCAGCAACAGCGGUGGUGAUUCUAUGGGCGAAGGGUUCCUCUCCUGCCUCUGGCUGCCGGUGACCGAAAACGACAACCACAAGCGGCGCAUCGUGAUCGAGGCAAGCCAUUCCGCUUCCCUUCCCAAGGCUGCGGUGCGCACAAGGGGAAGCGUUGGCGAUGGCGAAUCGUUACCAUUAGAAUUGUACCGGGCCGAGGGGGUUCCGAAGGUCGAACAAGUUUCAAAGCUGAUUCGCUGCCGGAUGCCAAGCGAAUCCCAGCCAUGGAUGAUCCAGCGCGCCAAAUGGGAAGAACUCUCGUCCGGCAGCAAUGAUCCCGAGGAGGCGGUGAUCCUCGAGAAGGACAACGACACCGAAAAUAGCGACGAAAACAAAAACAGAAAGAAUGACCCUUUUCGAUACUGGGUGGCGACCGAAUCGGAGGCCGAAUUUUGCGACCGCAUCAGAAUCGAGCUCGGAGAUGACCAUGACGGACAUUGCUUCGUCCAUUUUGGUGCCGUUUGUCCGAAUACCAACAAUCUAUGGAUGGUGGCGCGAAGAUAUCGUUCCGGCAGCGACGGUGGCGCUUCUUCGCUCCGUAGCAUCCUGUAUGUCGAAGGCACCGCGACACCGGAAUGAUUGGUUCUGGCUGAUCGAUAGACAAAAAUCGAAUGGCAUAAUAACAAUAGAUAGAAUCGAGAGGUUCCCGCCGCCGUUGUCUCGGGAUCACAGCUUUUGCCAAAAUGCGGUACAUUUGUUGUCUUUGGUUGAUUCAAACCAUAUCCGCGAAUGUAAUCAGAUGAAACGCAAUAACAAGGAAGCUGAAGCAACACUGGAUUCGCCAAAGAAAAGUGAAGGAAAGCAAAUAAAAUGUAUUCAACGCCAUGCAAAGCGACACACGGACACCAAUGUAUCAGCAGGCGGUGACGCGAGAAUCACGCGUCAUCGCAAUAGGUUAUGGUAUUUGGCUUUUUCCAAGAAAUACACAUUCGUGUCACUCUGUAAAUGCACUGCGACGCAACGCUUUCGAAAAUAUGCAGCAGCAAUUAGAAAUUCUACUCGAAGCAUCAGGACUCCUAAUAACAGUGAUGACAGUACUAAAAAAUGUUUAGUGUUUGAAGAAACAACAAAAGAAACAGCAGGAUCUGUACCAAAACAUCCUUCUUGCUGGCAUUCCUUUGGAUAUUCAUCGAGAAACACUGCAUUGCAAGUUGACGUAACGCAGAGGACCACAUGAAAUAAUUUGGAUGCAACACUUUGAAGAAAGUUUGGGAAACGGUAACCUGAUGCAGGAAACUGAAAACAACAGGAAGCUUAUUUUCCCACCUACGCUCCAAUGCUGCUGUCAAAACAAUUUUCGAAAGAUCGCUCGGCUUACUAGUUCCCGUCUUGGAGAUCUAGCCAGCCAAAAACGCUAGUGUCGAGUGUUCUAUUACUUGGACAGAGAAAGAAAGUUAUAUGCACAGC
Pseudo-nitzschia multistriata is the source of this 4956-nucleotide messenger RNA. The record is from the annotation of a GenBank genome assembly. Lineage: Eukaryota; Bacillariophyta; Bacillariophyceae; Bacillariales; Bacillariaceae.